Molecule: messenger RNA, 195 nt
Organism: Thlaspi arvense
Lineage: Eukaryota; Viridiplantae; Streptophyta; Magnoliopsida; Brassicales; Brassicaceae
Source: the annotation of a GenBank genome assembly
AUGCUGUAUAUCCACUGGAUUAUUCUUUUCCUUCCAGCUGGUCAGGUUCGUGGGAAGAGGCUACUCUUUGAACUUCUGAAGAAAUUAGAUGCAGAGUUAAAGCAUGAAGUGUGCCAUUGGGCUGCUUAUUAUGUCAGAUCAUAUACCAGAAAGAUAAUUUCAGAGUUUUACAAAGAAGGAGUAAAUCCUCUAUGA